Messenger RNA from Gadus macrocephalus (Pacific cod), 5273 nucleotides. RefSeq names its product protein unc-13 homolog B-like. Gene Ontology annotation, biological process: neuromuscular junction development; synaptic vesicle priming; presynaptic dense core vesicle exocytosis. NCBI's taxonomy places the organism in Eukaryota, Metazoa, Chordata, Actinopteri, Gadiformes, Gadidae. Gene Ontology annotation, cellular component: synaptic vesicle membrane; plasma membrane; presynaptic membrane. Gene Ontology annotation, molecular function: syntaxin-1 binding; diacylglycerol binding; calmodulin binding. The transcript is spliced from 40 exons. The coding region runs from base 140 to 4039 and encodes 1299 amino acids. The record is from RefSeq and is a predicted model, not a curated record.
AGACACAUUUAGUGGCGGGCUGUAUUGCUGUUCAUGCACAAGGCGUUGUAUUAUUUUUUUUUUGUUCAAAUCAAUUGAUCUUUCUAUUGACACCUGUGUCUCUCUCUGUCUCUUCACCUGUCUUUCACUCCGCCAGGCUAUGUUGAUGAUCCAGUCUCGCAAAGAUGGAAUCGUAACUCACCCUCCAGACAAGGAUGAGCAGCUAAAGAUGCAUGUGUACAGGAAGACGCUGCAGGCCUUGAUCUACCCCAUCUCCUGCACCACCCCCCAUCAGUUCCAGGUGUGGACGGCCACUGCGCCCACCUACUGCUACGAGUGUGAGGGCCUCCUCUGGGGCCUCGCACGCCAGGGCAUGCGGUGCACCGAGUGUGGGGUCAAAGUUCACGAGAAGUGCCAGGAUCUGCUUAAUGCUGACUGCCUUCAAAGAGCGGCAGAGAAGAGCUCCCGGAGUGGUUGUGAGGACCGGACGGAGCACAUCAUCACCGCCAUGAAGGACCGCAUGAAGAUCCGCGAGAGGAACAAGCCAGAGAUCUUCGACGAGAUCCGGAAGGUGUUUGGCGUCACCAAGCUGGUCCACUCUCAGAACAUGAAGACCACCAAGCAGAUUGUCUUGGAUGGAACGUCCAAGUGGUCGGCCAAGAUCACCGUCAACGUGGUGAGUGCACAGGGGCUGCAGGCUAAGGACAGGACUGGUUCCAGUGAUCCAUACGUCAGCCUGCAGAUCGGGAAGAACAAGAAGAGGACCAACACUGUCUACACCAAUCUGAACCCUGUCUGGGACCAGGCCUUCAGCUUUGAGUGUCACAACUCCUCAGACCGCAUGAAGCUGCGUGUUUGGGACGAGGACGAUGACAUCAAGUCCCGCAUGAAACAGCGUCUGAAGAGAGAGUCGGACGACUUCCUUGGCCAGACCAUCAUCGAGGUCCGCACGCUCAGCGGGGAGAUGGACAUCUGGUACAACCUGGAGAAGAGGACCGACCGGUCAGCCGUGUCUGGGGCGAUCCGUCUGCAGAUCAGCAUGGAGGUUGAUGGGGAGAAGACAGUGGCUCCAUACCACGAACAGUACACCUGUUUACAUGAGAGCAUUUUCCAGUACUCAACGUACGUGGAGGGCGGCGGCGUGGUGAAGGUCCCGGCCGCCCGCGGGGACGAUGCCUGGAAGGUGUACUUCGACGAGCUGCAGCAGGACAUCGUGGAUGAGUUCGCCAUGCGCUACGGCAUCGAGUCUAUCUACCAGGCCAUGACUCAGUUCUCCUGCCUCUCCUCUAAGUACAUGCUGUCAGGGCUUCCGGCUGUGAUGAGCACCCUGCUGGCCAACAUCAACGCCGUGUUCGCCCACCCCACCGCCUCCACCAACGCCACCGCACAAGACCGCUUCAUCGCCUCCAACUUUGGGAAGGACCGUUUUGUGAAGAUCAUCGACAAGCUCCACAAUUCCCUGCGUAUCGACCUCUCUAUGUACAAAAACAACUUCCCUUCCACCAGUAAGCCCCGCCUCCAGGACCUCAAGUCAACGGUGGACCUUCUGACCAGCAUCACGUUCUUCAGGCUGAAGGUUCUGGAGGUUCCCAGGCCCCCGCGGGCCUCUCAGGUGGUCAGGGACUGUGUGAAGGCCUGCCUCACCUCCACCUACGACUUCAUCUUCAACAACUGUGUGCAGCUUUACAACUCUCAGUUCCAGCCUAUACUCCCACCGCCUGAAGCAGAGACAAAGAAGGCCAUGGAGGAGACGGAGAAGGGAGAGGAGGAAGAGAGGGAGGGUCCCGAGGAGAAGAAGGAGGAGAAGGAGGAGAGCCCGCCUGCAGAGAAGGAACCCAGCAUCCAGAGCCUGGACUUCUGGCCCAAACUCAUCACCCUCAUCGUGUCCAUCAUCGAGGAGGACAAGACCUCCUACACACCCAUCAUAAACCAGUUUCCCCAGGAGCUGGAUGUUGGGAAGCUCAGCGCUGAGGUCCUGUGGAGCCUGUUUGCUCAGGAUAUGAAGACAGCUCUUGAAGUUCUGGACGUCAACCAACCACACUGGAAUAAUGCUCCAUCCACAUUCCGCAUCCGUAACAUUGAUUUCUACACUGACCACGAGCAGCAGCGGAGGUAUAGACCAGCAGACUACAUGAACCUGCUCUUCAAGGUGAAGUGGCUCCACUGCGAGUACGUCCAGGACCUCCCGGCCUUCGUCCUAGCCGUCCCACCAUGGCCUGUGUGGUUCCUACCAUUCGUCCUCGCCUGGUUGGCUGAGAACGAGGAAGUGUCCCUGGAGUUCAUGAGUGCAGCGCUGGAGAGAGACAAGCGAGAAGGGUUCCUGCAGACGUCUGAGCAUGCUCUGUUCUCCUGCUCGGUGGUGGACGUCUUCACUCAACUCAACCAAAGCUUUGAGAUCAUCAAGAAGCUGGAGUGCCCAGACCCCGAUGUGCUCGCACAAUUCAGCACACGCUUUGCAAAGACCAUCAGCAGGGUUCUGCUGCAGUACUGUUCGGUGUUGAGUAAGAGCUUCACCUCCUUCUGUCAGAAGGAGAAGACUCCCUGCAUUCUAAUGAACAAUGUCCAGCAGAUGAGGGUGUUGUUGGAGAGAAUGUUUGAGUCUAUGGGAGCCAAGCAGCUGACUGUGGAAGAGGAAAAGCUUGAGGGGCAGGAGGAGGAGGAGGAGCCUGAGGAGGUUGAGGAGGAGGCUGGAAGUGAAGCAGAGAAUGACAUGUCUGGUUGCUCAGACUCAGAGGGAUCAGAGUGUGACAAUAAGGAAAAGGAGGAAAAGAUGGACAAUGAAAAGUCUGAGUUGAAGAAAGAGAAGGGAGAAAAGUCUGAAAGGGAGAAGCAGACCGAAGAUAUAGACUCUAUCAAGAAGCUCGACACAGAGGAAGCUACCAUCCUUUAUGAGCUGCAGUUGAAUCUGAGCUCUGUCCUGGAUAAUUUAAGUGUCAUGUUUGGAACGAGUUUCCUGGCCCGCCUAAAUGGCUGUAUGCGUCAGAUGGCUGAGAGCCUGAGCCAGAUGAAGGGCCAGCCCAACCCCAACACGGCCGAGGCUGAUGCAGACACUAUGCUCAGACCUCUCAUGGAGUUUCUGGACGCAAUUCUCAGCAUAUUUGCCGAUGUGUGUGAGAAAGCUGUUCUGAGGAGAAUCUUAAAGGACCUUUGGAAGAUGGUCCUCAGCAGCCUUGAAAAGACCAUAGUCUUACCACAGAGUGACGGCAGUCUGGGAGCCCAGCUCCUCACUGCUGCCAAGGGCCUCUCCAACAUGAAGGGAGGGAGCGAUCCGAAGACCCUGUCAGCCAAACAGUGUAUGAUUCUGGACACUGGACUGGAGGCCAUCAAGCAAUACUUCCACGCUGGGGGGAGCGGCCUGAAGAGGUCGGUGGUGGAGACCAGUCCCGAGGUGGCCUCUCUGCGUUACGCUCUCUCUCUCUACUCUCAGAGCACGGACGCCCUCAUCAAGACCUUCAUCACCACACAGCACGCACAAGUGCAUGAUGGGAUGGGAAUCAGAAUCACUGCUAGUGAGAAGGCCCGCCCAGACCGGGGCUCUGGGGUGGAGAAAGCCAUCGGAGAGGCUGUGGUGCAGAUAGAUAUGGUCCCUGGGACGGAUCGUAAGGUCAACGUCAAAGUGAUUGCGGUGAAUGACAUGAAGUGGAAGACCUCUGGGAUGUUCCGGCCGUUUGUGGAGUUGAACAUGGCCGGACCCUUCAUAGCGGACAAGAAGAGGAAGUUUGCCACCAAGUCAAAGAACAACAGUUUCACUGCGAACUUCAACGAGGCCUUUCAGUUCCUCCUGGGGAAGGAGUCCCCCGACUGCUACGAGCUGCAGCUGGCGGUGAGGGACUACUGCUUCGGCCGGGCGGACCGCCUGGUCGGCACGGCCGUGGUCCAGCUGCGGGACCUGGCCGGACGCAAGACGGCUGUGUUCUGGUGCCCCCUGGGGCCGCGUAUCCACAUGGACGAGACGGGCCUCACGGUGGUCCGCAUCCUGUCCCAGCGGCCCGCCGAUGACGUGGCCAAGGAGUUUGUUAAGCUCAAGUCUGACACACGUCCCGUGGAGGAAGGCCGCUGAUUGUGUGUUUAGGAUGAGUGGAAACGCCUCACCAAGAUUCUGGUGGCUGCCGUUGACAGCGGGUGUCUGUCAAAGUUAACUUUAUUGUCAAUUUCAAAAUAUGUGCCAGACAUACAGAGGAAUCGAAAUUGCGUUUAUCUCUGACCCACGGUGCAAUAAGAACAAAAGGAUAUAAUUUGGUAAAAUAAGAUAAGUACAAUUUACAAUAAUAAUAAUUAUAAUAAUAAUAUAAUAAUUUAUUAUAUAAUAAUAUAUUAUAUAAUAUAAUAAUAAUAAUAAUAAUAAUAAUAAUAAUAAUAAUAAUAAUAUACUUAUUUACGUUCCUUAUUGAGCAGUUCAGUCAAGUUGAUAGGGUGUAAUGUGUUGUGUUUAGGAUAGAGUAUAGAUUUGCCCAUGUUUUUCAGUGCCAGUUGGUUGGAAAUGGUUCCAAAUAUUAUAAUGUAACUUUGUGGAUGCAUAUCAAACAAAACCUUUAACGUUCACAAACAAUGACAAUGCUAUCACAGCAUAUUGUUGUGAUGGUUAAUCUAACCAAUGUGAAAGUGUGUUAUAGCUUACGUUAUAUAUUAUCUCAUGUUGAUGAUGUGCCAAAUAAUGAAAGUAUCCAUCAAUGUUCAAAUAUGUUUACUGUGGUUCUGUGAUGUGGGGUUAGGGUCUGUCUGUUGUAUAGAUGGGUUUGGGUCAGUCUUUCUGAUUUAAUCCUAACCCUUUUGAAAAUGUGUUCAAUAUACUCACACAAAAAUAUUUAACAUUAAUAUAUCCCUUUGUUAAUCUUGAGUCCGUAUCCGUUUGGGAUUUCUAAUUUUUUGUGAAAUGGUGCAUCCUAUGCCUUGUUCUGUGUAUCUCUGAAUCCUGAUGCAAAGGGACUUAAAUAAUGUGAGAUCUAACUUUACAAACUCUACUGGUAAUAUUACUCACAAUGCAAUGUUCAUAAUCCUAAACUAAAUCAUUUCCUGCAUUUCUGCAGUAGCUGGAUUUAUUUAUAUUAUUCACUCAAUAAACAAACCGAUAACCUCACGUAGCCAACAAGUAAAAACGAAGGCACCUAAACGGGGACUGCAGUAUUCUCACCUAUCUCUGGACAGUAGCCUACCUGAGAACAAGAACAACGAUGGUGUAUCCAUCUGUCUGCUGCAGUGAUUCAGAGUCUACUAUCCUUAAGUUAACCUGUACCGUUUUCCGUCAUAGCAAUACCUCCAAAUGUGUUUCAUGGAUUAAAUAACUGGAAUACAAA